Hydractinia symbiolongicarpus is the source of this 6167-nucleotide messenger RNA. RefSeq names its product sodium leak channel NALCN-like. Gene Ontology annotation, cellular component: membrane. The transcript has 3 exons. Bases 118 to 5526 code for a protein of 1802 amino acids. Gene Ontology annotation, molecular function: monoatomic cation channel activity; calcium ion binding. The record is from RefSeq and is a predicted model, not a curated record. NCBI's taxonomy places the organism in Eukaryota, Metazoa, Cnidaria, Hydrozoa, Anthoathecata, Hydractiniidae. Gene Ontology annotation, biological process: monoatomic ion transport; transmembrane transport.
AAAAUGUACAUAGUGGGCCAUUAUUAAAAAAUAGCUGUUUAUUUUGGUACGUUAAAGGUAAAUAAAACGCUAAAAGAAACAUGAGAAAUAAAGAAUAUUUAGUAAUUCCUGUGUAAAAUGGAUUUGUCUAAUUCUUUAAAAAAGAAUAAAAAGAAAUCAACAUCACUAAGUUCAACUAAAACUACUGAUAAUAAAUUAAUUGAAGCAGAACGAACAAGUUUACCUCAAAGUAACAACAACACUUUUAAAAAUGAACUAAAAACACCUGUUAGUGUAAAUAAAUCUAAUGGACAGAUAAAAUUAUCUAGUAAUACAGAAGCUUUACCAAUGGGUACUACACAUUUAUAUGUCCCUGCAUUGCAAGAGGAUGAAAACAACAUGCAGCAGAAUGAAGAAAGGCCAGGCGAAGAAGAAAUUAUAAAUCUGAAGGAUGAUAGUGAUGCUGAUGAAGAUGUAUUUAGAAGAUAUUACCGGCAAAAGAUAUGGUUCAUUCUUUUGAUCCGAUUUUGCUGCAUUGCCAGCGUGGUAUCUGUAUGCAUGAAUACACCGCAAACGUUUAAGAAGCAUCCAUCGUUGCGUUACAUCACCUUAGUGGUAGACAUUGUGACGGGACUUAUUUUAACGUGUGAGGCCCUCAUCAAAAUUCGCGCCAAAGGUUUCAUCUUCUCGCCCAAAGCCUACUUAAGAAGUCCUGGCCGAAUACUGGAGUUCGUCAUGGUUUUGUGCAUUAUUGUCUCGAUUGUUUUACAGGUUCUCGAGUUUGCUAUCGCUUUGGAUGACAAGGCUAGUCAUUAUUUACUUGUCUCGUUUAUUCGUGCACCGCGACCGCUGUUGCUGCUGAGAGUAAUGAAGUCUGUGCUUAAUUUAAGCUUACCCAAAACCGUGUCGUUACGCUCAAUGAAGCAGAUAUGGGGCGUGCUCUUGUUCACUCUGUACUUCAUGACGCUAGCUGCUUUGAUUGGUGUGCAAAUCUUCGGCGUGAUAAAAUAUUAUUGUGUUAAAGAAACCGCGUUAGUAAACGAGGUCAAAUAUACAGACUUGCUUAUCCCCGCUACUCGUUGUUCGCCACUAGAUUACGCGUUUCAAUGUCCAAAAGGUUUUACAUGUAAGGAGUUGAAAUUAAAAAAGUUCCGUCAAGACCGGCGUUAUUUUGAUCAAAUUUUAACAGGACUGCUGUCUGUUUACGAAGCUGCUUCCAUGGAGGGAUGGUCAUUCGUGAUGUACGAUGCCAUGAACUCGCGUUAUUUCUUGUACUCUGUACUGUAUUUCGUAUGCGUCAUCUUUUUUAUUGCCUGGUUGGUGCGCAACGUGUUUAUCGCCAUCAUAACUGAAGCCUUUGCCGAUCUUCGUGUUCAAGUGAGCAGACUUUCAAAACGUAAAAAACCAAAGCAACACGAACAGUAUCAAGUGUUAAAACACGAAGCUGACGGUACCCUCUUACUUGUGAGAGAGGAACAAGUAUCUCUAAAGAAUUCACCAAUUCGAAGGACUGUACUAAAAUGCGUACACUCGCGUUUGUUCCAAUAUUUUAUUCAUAUAUGCGUCUUAGUGGACGCAUGCGUACAAGGAUUUGUGCCGGAGAUGUCGUUCACAAAAUACGUUCAGGUCGGGUUUACCAUCCUGUUUAAUAUUGAAGCGUUGUUAAAAAUUUGUGGCAUGGGGUUUAGCAACUACCGACAAUCGUUGCCAUGUCGAUUUGAAGGUGUAUUAUGUAUCGGUUCGACUGCGUUUUUGGCGCCUGUUUUCAUUGGAGUUCGAGGCUUCGCCGUAUUUCAAGUGCUGCGUCCAUUCCGGUUGAUUUUAUUUUGGAAAUCAUUGACGGCGUUUCUAAAGCGCAUAUUGGGAAGUGGAAAGAAGAUUUCGAGCUUGAUUUUGUUUACCUUGUCAGCUCUUGUUAUUGUUUCUGGUAUCACAUUGCAGUUGUUUUGUGGAAUUGGCAUUAACGAGACGGACUAUGACUUUGAUAUAUUUCCCAAAGCGAUGAGGGCAAUGUAUCAGGUUUUUAUGGCAGAAGCCUGGAAUGAAGUAAUGGAUAAAGUGCUCUUCGUCGGAGGGUAUGGGUUUUCUUUUCUCGUGUACCCAGUGUUUAUUUUGGUUCAUUUAUUGGGAGCCACUAUAUUAGUUAGUGUGUUUGUCGCCCUUAUUCUUGAUAAUUUGGAGUUAAGCGAAGAGUUGAAAAUGCUAAAACAACGCCGUUUGGGCGAAGAAGUCGCCGAUACGCACGAAAAGCUACCCCAUCGCUUACGUGUUUUCAAUCAUUUAAAACCGAGGCCGAAAGUCAUCGACAUGGAUAAUGUGGAAUGCAGUUUGCCUAAGAUACGGCGUAGUUUUGUAACGAAUUAUGUUUCGUCGGCCGAUAAUAUCGAUAACGUUCCGCUGGUAAUAUCAAAUCUACCGAACAAACCGAAAGACAAACAAGAAGAGCCAACUUCUAAUGCUGAUAUUCAGCUUAGUUUCGUGCAGAACAAGCCAAGAGAUCGGAGUUACCUUGCUCAAUUCCGAAAACAAUCGAGCGUAACCGCGCUAAUGCAGGACGCUCAUAAAAAACGAAUGAGCAUACACAGCACUGCCAGUGAAGGAAGUAUAAAAACUCCAUCGUCAAAGUCCUUUCGACGUUCAUCUCGUACUAUUAGCGUUGGUAGCAAACGCCAUCGGAAUGCAGCCGAACCGCGUAGUCCGCAUCUCGCACAUCAACCGCUGGGAAAACGAGUUACAAACGCAUCCAGUGUUAUUUAUCAGACAAACAAGUUAAAAAACGACAAAAAUCGAAAACUGAGUCGCGAUCAAAAGGAUAUUGACGUCGGUUUAGUAAGACAAAAGUUAGAAGAGGCCCAGCGCAAGAAGGAAAUUCGAAUUGAAAAUUUAAGGGAAAACCAUCCAAAAUUUGACGAAUCUUUGUUUAUAUUUUCCACAAAUAACCCGAUCAGAAAGUUUAUCCAGAAAAUCGUACAUGCACGAUACGAUACGUUCACAAAAGACGAACGAAGUACGCAACUUGGCGCAUUUAGUUUUGAUCGACUAAAGCGUUAUUUGGGAUCGCAAACGUAUUUAGAUUGGGUGAUGUUGUUUUUCACACAGGUCUCAUGUUUAGCUAUGUUGCUUGAGACACCAAGUCAACGCACCUUUGACAGCCCUUGGCUAAGCAGCAUCGAGUAUGUUUUCGUUGUAACGACAAGUAUCGAACUCGCCUUAAAAAUAAUUGCUGACGGAUUGUUCUUGUCUCCAAAAGCAUUCAUACAAGACGUUGGCGGUGCCCUUCACGUCAUGAUUUACAUUGUUUCUUUGACGUAUGUAUGUUGGCAACCCAACGUCAUUCCGCCUGCUUCGGGUGCACAGAUAUUACUUGUCUUGAGGGCGUUGCGCCCGCUCCGUAUCAUCACAUUAGCGCCGCCGCUAAGAAAGGAAGUUUGGAUUCUUGUUAGCGGCUAUCGUGACAUGCUUAAAGUUGCACUUCUUCAAGUAAUAUUGAUGUUUGUAUUUGCUAGUUACGGCGUGCAAACGUUCCGAGGUAAGUUAAAACGGUGCAAUGAUCGCAACAUUACCUUUAAAGGAGACUGUAUUGGAGCUUUUCAAGUCCAGUUAGCUGCUCCCAAAAAACUUAAUGACUUGCACGGUGAAAUGCCUACUAUGCUUGUUCCACGAGUUUGGAGGAAUCCUCGAAAUUUUAAUUUUGAUACAAUGAGCGCAGCGUUUUUGGCGUUGUUCGAGGUGUUGUCACUUGAGGGAUGGACAGACGUCCGGGAUAUCAUGCACGAGCAAGUGGGUUGGACUGGAUCUCUCUAUCCGCACGUUUAUGUAUUUUUUGCGUGUUUGAUUGGUCUGACAUUGUUUAUUGGUGUUAUCGUUGGAAGUUUCAAUGAAAACAAGGGUCUGGCUUUGUUGACAGUAGAGCAGAAACGUUGGAAAGAUUUAAAAAAGAAAUUAGAAUUGGCACAGCCGUUGCAUUUACCGUCGAAACCACUCGAGGGUAGUUUAAAGUCUCGUCUCUUCGAAAUUUUUGCCGGCGCUAGGUACCAGAAAUUCUAUGCGCUGAUAGUGCUUAUCAAUUGCGGCACCUUGUUUUUUGGACAAUGGGAGCCAAGAAAUAUUGAUAACGAUACAUUAUGGCUUUCAUGCAUCAUUAUCUCCAUCAUAUGCUGCACAUUUUUCACUUUUGAAGCCAUACUUAAAGUCUACUCGUUUACAUUUAAAGGGUACUGGUUAAGUUGGAGAAAUCGUUUUGACUUUGUGUUAACACUUUUCGGAAAUAUUUACAUUUUAUGGACAGUGUUUUCAUGUUACGUCGAGGCCACCGAGAAUAGUACAUGUUCCGGAUCAAGAAUGUUGGGCGUCUCUAUAUUCGUACUUCGGUUCCUUACCCUGUCCGGUAAACAUAAUGGUCUCCGGAUGCUCAUGUUGACAGUUGUGAAGAGCUUAACAAAAAGUUUUUACACUAUUUCCGUACUUGUGAUGAUUAUGGGUUGCUAUGCUUUUGUUGGUGUAAUCAUGUUUGGUUCAGUUAAACACGGAUUGGCAUUAAAUCGUCAAGUAAAUUUCGAAACCAGUUGGAAUGCUCUACUAGUUUUGUUUCGAGUGACAACAGGCGAGGAUUGGCACCGUAUCAUGCACGAUGCUAUGAUCGCGAAGCCAUAUUGUCGUACCAAACCACGCAUGAAUUACUGGGAGAGUAAUUGUGGCAACAGGACAGCUGCAUUGUUAUUUUUCAAUUCCUAUUACGUUAUCAUUAGUUAUAUAUUCCUAAACUUGUUUAUCGCUGUGGUUAUCGAGAAUUUCUCGAUUUUUUACUCAACCGAUGACGACCCGAUCAUGUCACAACAAGAAAUUCAACAUUACCAAGAAAUAUGGAAUGUGGUCGAUCGAGACAAAUCUGGCUCGAUUAGCGUUAGAGCUGCAAGGUUUUUGUUACGAUUGUUAGGAGGCAGCUUUGAUCUGGAGAAACAGAAGCAAUACGACCCGUUAUAUUUCAAACGCGUGUGUGCGGAAAUCGAAAAAACACGUAGUGGGAAGAACGUAUCGUUUCAUAAUCUGUUGUUUAUAUUGGCAUUUAACAAGAUCGACAUCUCGAAAAGUUUACAGUUAGAAGAAAGGCUUGCGCGUGAAGAGUUGGAGUCGGUUAUCUUAGAAGAAGUGGCCACGGAGACAAUUAGACGAUGGCUGACGGAAGUUUUAAAACGAAUGAGAGGGUCAAAACCGAAAAACAAACACGAAAGGAAAUUAUCAGGUAUAUCCGGCCUGUCAGAACCAAGUAUCAACAGCUUACACAGUGACUUCGAUGAGAUGAACGCUUCGGCUACGUCGCUUCAUUCCAGUGUUGCUGCCGGUAUGUUUCCUCAUCCGAUGCUCGGUCAUUUCAGUCCCGGUAGUUCUUACGAAACAAUGGAAAGUACAACAACCGGACUGCGAAAAAGACUGGGAGAUAACGUUGCGAGCGCCGCUCCAGACAGUCCAUCCGGUGGGGUGAAACAAAAGAGGGAACUUAAAUCAGAUUUUUAUUCAUGGUGGGAUGAUGAGGUGGAAGAUUGUUAAUAAUUUUCAUACUACAGGCGUGGUGUAAUUAUUAUAAAUUUUAAAAUAAAAUGGAGGAGGGAGUAUAUUACAUGUUCUUGUUUCGAUGCAUGUUUUGUGUUGUGAUUUUUAAGGUUUAUCCGUUUUGAGAUUAUUUUGCUUCUGUGCUUGUAAUUUUUUUUUUGCGCAACCUGUCAUGCAUAGAGUAAACGCCUUUAAGGUCCGUUCUCCUUUAAGUCAGUAAUUGCCGUGAAAUAGUUUUUCUCUAAGACAUUUAUUAUAUCUCUUGUGUUACUCUGUUGCGCAACACGUGUUCCAAAAAAGUGGCACGACGAUUGCUGUCGACUUUGUACGUUCUUCAAUACUUUUUUUAUUUACUUCAAAAAUACUUACAAAUACCCUUUUAUUAAGCACCAUAGUACAACUUUUGGUGUAGCAACAAAAAAGCUUGUGCAAAUAGAACGCAAGUCUUAUUUUUGGAAUGUGUGUGCAGAAUGUAAAUAACAUAUUUAGUUGUAUUUUUUAUUUAUUUUUAUACCUGUUUCUAUAUUUAUUUUAUACUACAUCUAAACAGUAUGCGUAGAAGUCAGAUAUUACAGGUGUUAAAAUUGUACAUGAGAAAUUUUGAGAUAAGUUAGUUUCAAAUUAUUAGUUUUAAUUUU